AUCGUCGUUCUUCUCUCUCUCUUAAUACUACUCUCUGUCACGCUCUCUCUCUCUCUCUAAAAAUUCCGUUCACCGAAGCAACCAAAAAAAAAAAAAAAAAAUCGUCUUUCGGAUUAAACAAAAUUCAGCUUUCUGUUUUUUUUUUUCCUUAUCCAAAUCGAAAAACAAAGUACGCAUUGUGUUUUUAUUUUUCUGGGUUUCUUAUAAUUUAAAACAGAGAGAGCGAUAACAAAACAUAAAAGUAAGGAUUUGUCCGAAACAGAUCUCUCUGUCUCUGUUCUUUUCUGUUUUUGGGUAAAUUUUUUUCCAAAAGAACGAAACUUUCUUCUACAAUUCUACCACUUCGAUAGUGGGUCAAACCCAACGGAGGAUCAUCUGGUUUUAUGUUCGUGGAACUUUUUUCGAGAAUUGGGGAACGAUUAGGGUUUGUGGAAUUUGAAAAAGGUUCGUUUUUGUAGUUGGAUUUGGUAAUUCGAUAUGAUAAUCAAACGAAAGUUGAAAACUUUGAAACGAUGUAAUUCGACUAAUGAAGAAGAUGAUAUAGUUCGGAAGAAGAGAAAGGUCAACCUCAAUGGUGGUGGUAGUGGUGGUGAUUACUAUUACCCUCUUAAUCUUCUUGGAGAGAUUGGUGCUGGGAUUGUUCCUGGUAAGAAUGGAUUCUCUGUUUCUUUGUGUAAGCAAGUUUCGUGUUCUCCUAAAGUUGAGGUGGUGGAGGAAGAAGAGGAGGAGGAGGAGAUAAAGUCAACGAGAUUAGUUUCACGGCCACCGCUUGUGAAGACAUCUAGAGGAAGAGUUCAGGUGCUUCCUUCACGGUUUAAUGACUCGGUUAUCGAGAAUUGGAGGAAAGAUAAUAAAAGUAGUGGCGAAGAACGCGAGGAAGAGAUUGAAGAAGAAGCAUGCAGGAAGGAGAAAGUCAAAGUUAGUAGUAAUCAUAGUUUGAAGAUUAAGCAACAGGAAACUAAAUUUACUCCUAGGAACUAUAAGUAUAGUAGUAGUAGUGCAUUGUGUGGAGAGAUAGAUGAUGAGGAUAAAUGUGAAGAGAUUGUUAGAUAUGGUAAUAGCUUUGAGAUGAAGAAGCAGCGUUAUGUAGAUGAUGAGCCUCGUCCUAAGAAAGAAGGUGUUUAUGGGCCAGAGGAUUUUUAUUCUGGUGAUUUGGUUUGGGGUAAAUCCGGGAGGAAUGAGCCGUUUUGGCCGGCUAUUGUUAUUGAUCCAAUGACGCAAGCGCCUGAGCUUGUUUUGCGUUCUUGUAUACCUGAUGCAGCUUGUGUUAUGUUCUUUGGUCACUCUGGGACAGAGAAUGAAAGGGAUUAUGCAUGGGUUAGGAGAGGGAUGAUUUUCCCAUUUGUGGAUUAUGUAGAGAGGUUACAAGAACAGUCUGAACUGCGUGGAUGCAACCCUAGGGAUUUUCAGAUGGCACUUGAAGAAGCUCUUUUGGCAGACCAAGGGUUUACAGAAAAGCUGAUGCAGGAUAUUCACAUGGCCGCUGGUAACCAGACUUUUGAUGAUUCUGUCUACAGAUGGGUUGAAGAAGCUGCAGGCUCGAGCCAAUAUCUUGAUCACGUUGCUCCAAGCCAGGACAUGAAGAAAUACAGAAAUCCAAGAGCCUGUGUAGGAUGUGGAAUGGUCCUUUCUUUUAAGAUGGCACAGAAAAUGAAAGCUCUGAUUCCCGGAGAUCAAUUAUUGUGUCAACCUUGUUCAAAGCUGACAAAACCGAAACACGUUUGUGGGAUAUGCAAGAGGAUAUGGAAUCAUUUGGAUAGUCAGAGCUGGGUGCGUUGUGAUGGGUGUAAAGUCUGGAUUCACUCAGCGUGUGAUCAAAUAUCACAUAAGCAUUUUAAGGAUUUGGGGGAAACAGAUUACUAUUGUCCCACAUGCAGAACAAAAUUUGAUUUUGAGCUAUCAGAUUCAGAAAAACCAGACUCAAAAUCCAAACUUGGCAAAAACAAUGCCCCGAUGGUGCUUCCUGAUAAAGUUAUUGUUGUAUGCUCUGGAGUUGAAGGCAUAUAUUUUCCAAGCCUUCAUUUAGUCGUAUGUAAGUGUGGAUCUUGUGGACCUGAAAGGAAAGCACUUAGUGAAUGGGAGAGGCAUACUGGUUCAAAAGCAAAAAAUUGGAGAACUAGUGUUAAAGUUAAAAGCUCCAAGCUGCCUCUAGAAGAAUGGAUGAUGAAAUUAGCAGAGUUCCACGCAAAUGCUACUGCAGCAAAACCUCCUAAACGACCUUCUAUAAAGCAGAGAAAGCAAAGGUUACUUUCCUUUCUUAGAGAAAAGUAUGAGCCGGUCAACGUGAAAUGGACAACCGAGCGAUGUGCAGUUUGCAGAUGGGUGGAAGAUUGGGACUACAACAAGAUCAUUAUCUGCAACAGAUGUCAAAUAGCAGUUCAUCAGGAAUGCUAUGGGACGAGAAACGUUCGUGACUUCACAUCAUGGGUCUGCAAAGCCUGCGAGACACCUGAGAUCAAACGAGAGUGUUGCCUCUGUCCUGUAAAAGGAGGUGCAUUAAAGCCAACUGAUGUGGAGACACUGUGGGUUCACGUGACAUGUGCUUGGUUUCAGCCUGAAGUAUGUUUUGCAAGUGAAGAAAAAAUGGAACCAGCUUUGGGGAUUUUGAGUAUUCCAUCAAGUAAUUUUGUGAAGAUUUGUGUAAUAUGCAAGCAAAUACAUGGCUCAUGCACUCAGUGUUGCAAGUGCUCUACGUAUUAUCAUGCCAUGUGUGCUUCCCGAGCUGGGUAUAGAAUGGAGUUGCACUGCUUGGAGAAAAAUGGUCGACAGAUAACAAAGAUGGUGUCGUAUUGUUCUUAUCACAGGGCUCCGAAUCCAGAUACUGUGUUAAUUAUACAGACGCCUUCAGGGGUCUUUUCUGCGAAAAGUCUUGUUCAAAAUAAAAAGAAAUCUGGUACGAGGCUUAUUUUAGCAAACAGAGAAGAAAUUGAAGAGUCUGCCGCAGAGGAUACCAUACCAAUUGAUCCAUUUUCUUCUGCUCGUUGUCGACUAUAUAAAAGAACGGUUAAUAGCAAGAAGAGGACGAAAGAAGAAGGUAUUCCUCACUACACAGGAGGACUACGUCAUCAUCCAUCCGCAGCGAUCCAAACUUUGAACGCAUUCAGGCAUGUGGCAGAAGAACCCAAAUCAUUUUCCUCGUUCAGGGAACGGCUUCACCACUUGCAGAGGACAGAAAUGGAACGGGUCUGCUUUGGUCGAUCUGGUAUACAUGGAUGGGGCCUUUUUGCGAGAAGAAAUAUUCAAGAAGGAGAAAUGGUUCUUGAAUACCGUGGGGAACAAGUGAGAGGAAUCAUUGCAGACUUAAGGGAAGCAAGAUAUCGAAGAGAAGGGAAGGAUUGCUACCUGUUUAAGAUCAGUGAGGAAGUAGUGGUGGAUGCGACAGAGAAAGGGAAUAUUGCUCGACUAAUAAACCAUUCGUGUAUGCCAAAUUGCUAUGCAAGGAUUAUGAGUGUAGGAGAUGACGAAAGUCGGAUUGUUCUGAUUGCCAAGACCACUGUAGCUUCCUGCGAGGAGUUAACAUACGAUUACUUGUUUGAUCCAGAUGAACCUGAUGAAUUCAAGGUGCCGUGUCUAUGUAAAUCCCCCAACUGCAGGAAAUUCAUGAAUUAGAGAGUUUUAUGUAGAUGAUCUUACACAUAAGAAGAAGAAGAAGCCGAGUAUCGUUUUGUCCUCGAUGACUACUAACUCAAGAACCCGUUGCUCUCCACACUUGAAUAGGAAGCUUAUGGAGUUUAAAGCUGAUGAAACUUCUGAAUAAGACACUUCUUCAAAGCUCCAAGGCGUUUAUUUUGUAGGUAAUAGGACUAGUUGUAGCUAAGCCCUUUUUCACAUUUAGCAUUUCUGUAUAGCUAAUUUUCAGACCUUAUCCAUUUUCGGGUUUCAAAUUACUCAAAAGAUCAGAAAAGCAAAAAAGAAAGACAAUGCAAAUCAUUUUUGGUUUCUAUAAUGUUUAUUUUCUUUUAUUAUUUCUUUCGGUACGAAAUGAGUGAAGAUGGCACAAAAGGAACAUGAGAAGAAUAUGAAGCAAUGGAUUUUGAGAAAGAGAAAAAAAUGCAUUGGAAGUAAAAUGAUUUAGAAAGAAAAAAAACAAAACAGAAAUGAAAUGGAAUUAUAGAAAUGUCUUAAUGUGUACUUUGGGGUGAAUGAUGUAUCCGACUUAUUACUGACUCAUCAGAUUCAUGAACUAAUGGUUCGGUUACCUUCGGAGAUACAUCCCCAACAACUACACUUCCAUCUCCAUCACCAUCAUCAGCUUCAGCUUCCUCACCAUCAUUAGCUCCCUUCUUCUCUUCUGCUUCUUCCAUGUUCUCAUCUUCAGAUAAAUCUUUCCGCUCAUCAACAUCCAUAGCCUCGAGAGUCGGUGGUGCUACUGUCAAGGUAACUGCAUCACCUUCUGGAACACCAUCAUGCUCAGGAGCUGUCUCCAUUGUUUGGUCUACACCAGCUCCAUCAUCUAGCUUAGCCUCUUGCUCAUCACCUUCAAUGUGGUCUAAAGCCACAGCUUCCUCAGAACCUUCAAUGUGAUCUGAAGCCAUAGCUUCCUCAGAACCUUCAAUGUGAUCUGA
This is a messenger RNA of Arabidopsis thaliana (thale cress), 4565 nucleotides long. It is a transcript of the gene SDG29, whose product is annotated as SET domain group 29. Gene Ontology annotation, molecular function: histone methyltransferase activity. Gene Ontology annotation, biological process: epigenetic regulation of gene expression. Lineage: Eukaryota; Viridiplantae; Streptophyta; Magnoliopsida; Brassicales; Brassicaceae. The transcript is spliced from 23 exons. Gene Ontology annotation, cellular component: nucleus; Ino80 complex; Set1C/COMPASS complex. The record is from RefSeq and is marked reviewed. Bases 478 to 3609 code for a protein of 1043 amino acids.